GUGCUUAAGUGGUCUUGAAGAAGCAAUGUAAUGUCGUAGUGGGUCUCUUCACAAUGCCUAUGAUUUGAUAUAAAAGCCCUUUGUUGUUGCUAUCAUUAUGAGCUCCGCUCUAAUAAAGGUUAUGUUGAUGGUCUCAACGCAUCGUUCAAGACUUUGACACGACUCAAAUCAUGUUUGUUCUCCACAGGAUCAUUGGAUUAUCCACUAUUCUUUUCACGGCAGUCUCUAGUCAAUAUCUUUCCCUAAACUCUGGUAGCCUGAAUGCCAGACUCAAUUCUACGAGUCAGACACUUGCAUCUUUGGUCCCAAAGUCCUUGACAACAUUCGAUUUCUCUCCUUUCGAUCUUCUUUCACAGAGAAAUGCAAACGGAAAUUAUCAUGUUGGUGAUAUAACACUCAGGUAUCGAGCUGUUGGAACCAAUUCAUGGAUCAGUGUCGAUUCCGCUGUAGCUAGAAAUGCGGUGACUUCCACUGGUGCCACUUCCGCAAAUCUCGCACCAACCUUACCAUCAAGAAUCCCUUUGGACAUCACGAGAGCUUGGUCCGUUACUGGAGCAGAUGUCAAUCUCAAUUUUACUAUAAUCAACAAAAGUAAUACCAGUAUUGAAAUUGGAGCACUCGGAUUCCCUAUCGAGUUCAAUAGUAUCUUCACAGGUAGAACAGCAGUAGCUACUCAGCAAUUGUGCUCCCUUGUAGAUCCAAACAUUGGCCUUGAUGGUGGCUAUCUCCGCGUAACUCCAUUGUCUGGAACGGGUCCAGCACUUGUAGUGACACCACUGGGACAUACACCCCUCGAAGGAUGGCGGUUUCUGGAAGAAGACACGAACACCGCACUCUACUAUCAAAGCCAAACUUUUGAAGGGUUCUAUUCUUGGGAGACUUAUACCUUAGCAUAUACCCAGAAUGAAUGGAAUGGAACGAGUCCUUGGAAUCCUGGUACAUCAGUAGUGCUCACGGCAGGCCAAUCGAUUACCAAGGGAUUGAGGUUUUCUGCUUCGAGUAGUAUCAGCAAUAUCGAAACCACUGUAGCAAACACAGGAACUCCUAUUGCUAUUGGCGUACCGGGAUACAUCAUUCCCCAGAAGUGUUUCUGACGCUCAACAGGAUCUUACAGCUCAGUUAUUUUUGCAACACAAUUCACCUGUCUCUUCCAUCACAUCAACUCCUGCCGGAGCCUUCACAUUUACUGCUACGACAGCUAAUAAGUAUAACCUCACUCCCAGCCCCUCUGCAUUCGGAAGAGUGCGAGUGACAAUUAAAUAUACUGAUGGACUUGUACAAACGGUGAACUAUGUCAUCACCCUUUCAGCACCCUCAGCUGUAUCUACGCUGGGCACAUUUCUAACAACGAAACAAUGGCUUUCAAAUACCAGUGAUCCCUUCGGUAGAGCACCAUCUGUUAUAUCAUAUGAUCGCUCAGUCAAUGCUCAGGUUCUUCAAGAUCCGAGAGUCUGGAUCUCCGGGUUGAGUGAUGAAGGAGGAGCUGGAUCUUGGCUUUCUGCAACGAUGAAGCAGGCAAUUUCACCCAACGCAGCUGAGGUGACAAAAUUGGAACAAUUUGCUACCCAAACAUUAUGGGGGAAUCUCCAAAACCCUAACUAUAGCGUCAAGAAAAGCGUUUUUUACUACCAGCCUGGUGCUGUUUCUUACAAUUAUCUAUCCUCGAUAAAUUGGGGCAAUUGGUGGAGUUGGAACAAAGCGGACGCGUAUGAUACCGGAAGGACCUACGACUAUGUUCAUGUUACUGCUGCUUACUGGGCUCUUUAUCGAGUUGCUAGGUUUUAUCCUACUCUCGUCACUCGGCAGACCUGGCAAUGGUACUUGAAUCAAGCUUAUGAGACUAUCAUCUAUGCUACCGGUCCAAACACAGGAUACGUCAAUGUAGGGUUGAUGGGCGAGACUGUUUGGGGAUAUGUUUUGCAAGAUCUACAAAAUGAAGGUAAUUCUACUGCAGCGAAUGCAGUUAUAGCUGCGAUGAAAACAAGAGCAAAUUCGUGGAAUAGUGAGGCUGUACCUUUUGGAAGUGAGAUGGCUUGGGAUUCUACUGGGCAGGAGGGAGUUUAUUAUUGGUCCAACUAUUUCGGCUUGACAACUACGGUAACGAAAACAAUUAAUUCGAUUUUGGGGUACAUGCCCACGGUAAGCCAUUGGGCCUGGAAUGGCAAUGCUAGAAGAUAUUGGGAUUUCAUCUACGGAGGUAAAUUAAUGAGAUACGAAAGAAUGGGUCAUCACUAUGGCUCCGGCUUAAAUGCUCUUCCCUUGCUAUCACACUUUGAACAAAACCCCUCUCAGACAUAUUUGCUCAGAGUAGGAUAUGGCGGAACAAACGGACCAUUAUCUAACAUCGACCACGAUGGUUUCGCCUCAGCCGCUUUUCACACCUGGCCCGAUACCAUGGCCUGGGACGGCUACAGCGGGGAUUACGGAUGCAAUUUCUUGGGUCUAGCUUUAGGCUCUGGCGUCUACGUCGUGGAUGAUGCUGCAUUGGGUCUUGUUGCUUUUGGUGGGAUAGUCUCGGGCUCGAGCUCUUCAUGGACUGUAGAGCCGAGAGAUGCGGUGAGGAGGAAAGUAUUCAUCGCACAGCUGGGAUUUAAGUUUACGGUUGAUGCCGCGGCUAUCGAAAGCGUGACACACAAGAACGGAGCGGUGCAGAUUACUAUUGUGCCGAGUGUUAAGACGGUGAGUGAGAUGGCAAUUGCAAGUUCGACGAUUUUGAGAAUCACGAAGACAGCGCAGGUGGGGAAGGUGGGGAGUGCGGUUGUGGCUGGUUUGAGUGCUUUGAAGGGUGGAUGGGCUGUGGAUCUUAAGGGUGGGAGUGUGGUUGUUUCAGUUACUUUUGCGUAAUGUUUCUAUAAGACUAGAAUACAUGAAAUACUAUUGGUAUCACCUCGGUGGUCAUUAUGAUGUCUUCAUAAUAGAUAUAGUGUAAUACAUCGUAUUGUGUCUA
Messenger RNA from Botrytis cinerea B05.10, 2947 nucleotides. RefSeq lists its product as hypothetical. Bases 171 to 1094 code for a protein of 307 amino acids. The transcript is spliced from 4 exons. Lineage: Eukaryota; Fungi; Ascomycota; Leotiomycetes; Helotiales; Sclerotiniaceae. The record is from RefSeq and is a predicted model, not a curated record.